AAGUGAAGUGAGAGACGGAGAGACUCAGAGUCGAAAGACACUCAUCCACACCAGCAAUGCCCAUUAGUAGCCCAAGCACCAACGGAAUCAUGCCUGAAGCAAAGAAAGCAGGAAGAAAAGGGACAAAAACAGAAGCAAAAUCUGCAGCAAAAGCACCACCAUAUGAACCUAACAUCCCUGAGCCCAACACUAGAGCUGAGCUGAUAAAAUACUGGAUGAACAUCUCUCUUGAUGACAGAACUGCUCAGAAAAUGUUGUGGCUCUCAGAAGGUGGAACCAAAGUGUCGCGCAUGUCAGAGGAAGUGUGUCCUGUUCUGGACAGGCCAGAGAGAUACGAACAUUCACCACAGGUGCUUUGUAAGGAGGGCGUUCUGGGCAGUCGUGGGUACUGGGAAGUGGAUUGCGAGGGCUGGGUGGUGAUCGGUGUAGCUUGUGAAAAUGCAGGCCGGAAGGCUAAGGAUGGCCCAUGUGGUCUGGGAGAGAAUGACCUGUCGUGGGGUGUGGGCUGGGCCGGGUCCUGCUACCAUGUCUGGCACAACGGAGUGAACGUAGAAAUCCAGGCUCCACUCAGCCCAGUCAUCGGCGUCUACGCCGACCAGCCAGCAGGCAUCAUCAAGUUCUUUCUAGUGCAAGAGGGAGAGAACGGCUCCAAGGAGGUCCGACUGGUUCAUCAGUUUACAACCAGCAUCAAUGACAGGCUCAUGCCUGGUUUCUGGGUGGGCAGAAACUCCUACUGCCAGAUCCGAAAGAAAGAUCAGUAGAGGGUGAACAUUAGGGAUGGGCGAUAUCUUAACGUAUGCGAUUUAUAAAUAAAAAAUUCUUCCCACUCAAGUAAUGAUAAUACCUGUAACAAAACAUAAAACCUUUUUAAAAUAUCUGUUAAAUAACUGUUUCCAUAUAUUGUGAUUCACAGGUGUUUUCUGUUUAUUCAGUUAUGAAAAACAUUACAGGACCUUGAUCUCUGCUCUGUCGACUUUUAAUAUUAAAAAUUCAACAAUGCAGUUUAACAAAGUCGAUUUCAUUAAUAUUUUAGUAAUUUGAAAAUCUAU
This is a messenger RNA of Danio aesculapii, 1049 nucleotides long. RefSeq lists its product as uncharacterized. Lineage: Eukaryota; Metazoa; Chordata; Actinopteri; Cypriniformes; Danionidae. The record is from RefSeq and is a predicted model, not a curated record. The transcript has 5 exons. Gene Ontology annotation, molecular function: protein binding. The coding region runs from base 57 to 761 and encodes 234 amino acids.